Messenger RNA from Phlebotomus papatasi, 3116 nucleotides. RefSeq names its product alpha-tocopherol transfer protein-like. Lineage: Eukaryota; Metazoa; Arthropoda; Insecta; Diptera; Psychodidae. Gene Ontology annotation, cellular component: membrane. The transcript has 4 exons. The record is from RefSeq and is a predicted model, not a curated record. Gene Ontology annotation, molecular function: phosphatidylinositol bisphosphate binding. The coding region runs from base 294 to 1109 and encodes 271 amino acids.
GAGUAGAAAAAUCUAGAUUAAAGAUUUUAUAUUGAGUAGCGCUAUCUCUUCAGCAAGAGUUUAUCAAGGAAGAGCAAUAGCAAGGCUGAUAUAGCCGGAGUGAGGAUUACUUAAAAUUAAACUCGAAUCGCUAUUGAACUUACUCAAAUUCUAAUUACCAGUUAAAUGUUAUUCACGUUAUUGUUAAAGUAUCAACUUAUUAAAUAGUGAAAAAUCGUCUUUCCUUGUUAAAAUUCAGUACAGUACAUAAAAAAAACGAAUAAUAAAAAAGUGUAGCAAUUGCAAUUAACAAUAUGUACAAGGUCAAUCAGAAACCUCUAGACGAAAUCUACAAGCAGUAUUCAGAACUGAAGAGAAGUGAUGUGGAAAAUAUUCUUCAAUGGACACGCAAUCAGCCUCAUCUGCCAAAGAUAACAGAAUUCGAAGCAGCUCUUUUUCUUCAUUCAAAAUAUUACAAUUUGGAGGAAACGAAGAAUUUGCUCGAGGCUUAUCACACAUACCAGAAAAAUUGUCCAAAAUUAUUUAAAAAUAGAGAUGCAGAGUCAAAAGCAGUACAAGAAGUUGUUGAUGGCCAAUUGCACAUUCCCUUUUCCCAAUCGACAUCCGAUGGUUUUAAAGUUUUACUAAUCAAAUUAGUUGAUCUAGAUGCAAAGAAAUUCAAUUUUGUUGAAUCUCUAAGAACAUGUUCCAUGAUGAUUGAUUUAUGCAUAAUGACUGAAGGAAUAUCCAAUGGACACGUAAUUAUUGUGGACAUGCUAGGAUUCUCUUUUGGUCAUAUCAUCCGAAUUAAUAUAUUCGUAAUGAGAUCAUUUGUGAUAUUCGCCCAAAACUUACUUCCGAUUCGUUUGAAGCAAAUUCAUUUCAUCAAUGCCAACAAAUUCACUAAGACUUUCAUAUCAUUGAUGAAGCCAGUUCUCCGGAAAGAUAUAUACGAUAUGAUUCACAUUCACACGACGAUGGAUUCAGUUUAUGAAUUUGUCCCUCAGGAUAGUUUCCCGGUGGAAUUGGGCGGAAGUUGGAAAACUCUAGCUGAACUCCAGGAAGACAUGAGAAACAUACUUUUAAGCAACAAAAAUUUCUUUUUGGAAGAUGAUUAUGAAAAAAAAUAGUCUCUGAUUUUGGAAAACACUAAUUUUUCAACGAAAAUUUUUAAAGAUUACCAUUAAAAAACGUGAAUGUUGAAAAAAUUGCUCUCCAUAAGAUCCAUUGAAAAAAGACAAAUUUAUAGUCUAAAAUGAGAAAACAAGCAAGUUACAGGAACAAAUAUUAUUUCCAGGCCAAAAAUUAAGAAAAAGCAUCAUAUUUUAUACAAUAAACGUAAUAAAAAGUGAAAAAUUUAAAUAAAGAAUAUAAUAUUUGGACAAUUAGCCGUUUGAAAAUUGGAAAAAUAUUUACUAAAAUUUACUGAAAAAUUAUUUAAGUCGAUUUAUAUCAAAUUACAGGCUAAUGACACUUUCAACAUUUCAAAUGAACUUGAAAACCUUAAAAAUUUUGAUUUUUCAUAUGUUUUAACUCUGGGUGAAAUAGAGCACUUUUGAAUUAGGUCAACUAUGAAAUAAGCCUUCUUUCCUAGUUUUGAAUGGAAAUAAGCCUUAUCAUGAUGUAUUUCAGCUUCACAAACGGUUUGUGGAACUAAAUUACUUCAUGGUAAGGUCCAAUUUCAUUUAAAAAAAAAAAGAAGAAAAAACUUUCAAAGCUGCCCCAAUUGAAAUAUGUCUCACUUCCCCCUACUAGAAAAAUAUUAAAUACAAUUCUAAGAUGUUUCCAAUUCAGUAUUAAAUAAACUAAAUUUACACUCUAAUGAAAUUUAUUAAAAAAAAAACCUUACAUAAAGUUUUAGAAGAAAGUGGAGAUAUUUUGAACUGCAGAGCUACAUUCAUAUACGAUUUUUCACAUACUUCUAAAGGAAACUAGGCUUUAAUAAAUAUGGGAUCGGGAAUCUUCGUUUUUUUCUAUUUUGUUUUUUACACUUUUGUUUUUCCCAGUUUGUCUUUGGAAUCUUUGUCUUCGGUAUUUUUUGUUUAUUGGAAACUCUGUCUUUGGAAAUCUUGUCUCUCAUACAUUUUGCACAAUUAUCGAAAAUUUUGUCUGUCACACAUUUUGUACAAGUAUAUUUUAUAACUUUCCAAAAAUGUUCCUUUUCUCGGAAAAUUUCCCUUUGUACCGACAGGCUAUACUAAGAACUUCCCAAAACACAGAAAAUUUGCCUGUGCCUCAAAGGACGAAACUAAAAACUUUCCAAAACACAGAAAAUUUCCCCUUGCCCUAAAAUACGAAAAUAAAAACUUAAAAAAAACAAUGUGAUUUCAUUAUUUUAUUUAAUAAUAAUAUACUUCUUUAAAAUAUAUGAAAGACAAGAUUUCCAAAGACAAAGUUUCCAAAAAAAAAAAAACAAAAAUUACCGAAGACAAAGAUUCCAAAGACAAACUGGGAAAAACAAAAUGGGAAAAACAAAGAUUUCGCAAACCAAUAAAUAUAAUGUAGUUUAGCUUUACAAAACCAAUGUUGAACUACAUAAAAUAAUUGUGAGGCUCAGUUCGACUCACAAAUAUACGAAAAAUCUUAUAUCUGUAGCCCUACAGGUCUAAGUAGCGCCAUCUUCUAAGUUAAAUAUUAAGUGGCAAAAUGAAAAAAUUCCUAUUCUGAGGUUAAUAGUGCUUCAUCCAUUCCAAUCUACCUUAAAAUGUUCUAUACCAAAAAUUUAAAAGUUCCUCCUCCCUAACAGUUUUAAAAUUAAAGAAAUCUGAAAGGAGUUUUAACAUUUUCAUUUCAGAGAGUAUAAGAAUCAGUCUUUUGAUGUGGUGGGUUUUACGUUAUAUUCAUUUUACGCCAUUUAAUAAAAAAAAAACUUUGAUCUUUUUGUAAGUUUAAUAAAUUUUUGAAAGGUUUUAUUAAAUAUGAGGGUAAUUUUUUAUCUCAAUAUUGAAAGUAUUUUUUAAGAUUUUAAUCUCUCGAGAGCUGCACAUUAAAAAAUGGCAUAAAUAAAUCCUGAAAAAAAGCAUGAAACUCCAAGGCGUAAGGGAAGUCGGAAAUUUUGAGGAAUAAUGGGACACAAUGCUUAAAUAAAUAAGAGAAUAUUUGUAAAAAAUAAUAAAUUUGUAAUUUGGAAAAAGAAA